Messenger RNA from Candidula unifasciata, 782 nucleotides. The record is from the annotation of a GenBank genome assembly. NCBI's taxonomy places the organism in Eukaryota, Metazoa, Mollusca, Gastropoda, Stylommatophora, Geomitridae.
AAGAGCCAACUCCGGUUGUAUUUGAAUACAGUAACCAGUCGAAGCCAAUGAUGAUUGAAAGAAAAGAUGGUUCAAGAUCACCAACAGAUAGAAAGAGAAGACGCAGGUCGCCGUCCUUACCAAGUGCUUACAGCUCAGACAGACGAUCACCAAGUCGACCCAGUCCAGCUGUAUGGGCUGGACGUCCUGGGGCAUGGUCAGGGGCAAGAGACAGGACACCACCAUGGCAGCGACAGUCUCGGGAUAGGACAAUACCUGGCAGAAGGUCUCGCUCACGAUCACCACACAGGAAAGAUAAAAAGAAGAAACAUAAGAGAUCUAAAUCAAAGUCACCCUCAAGGAAAGACCGACAUAAAGACAAAUCUCGGCAUUCCCACUCUCAAGACAAGUCAAAGCACAGACCCAAGGACCGGGACAAGAAGAAAGAGAAGAAGAAAAGCAGACACAGAAGUAAAGAACGAGAAACCAAGCAUUCGCGCAGCAAAUAUUCUGACAAAGUGACACCUGAAGGUCUUGUAGAGAACAGUGGCGACACCAUUAACAAUCCGUUAGAUGUGGACCAGUUAUUUUUCUCAGCAGGAAAAAGUGGCCAGAAACCCGGUAGUAUCAGUAAUUCUCCAGCCAUACACACAAGCUCGAUUUCGAUCUCAAGAGGCAGCACACCCAGUCGAACUUUAGCAGAGUCGGCAUCAGCGGAUUUGAUGAGCAAGGUUCGGGCCAUGUUGAAAAAAAGCCGAGAAAUGAUCCUGAAGGAGGAAAGAAGUCUUUUAGACGACACGUAG